Arabidopsis lyrata subsp. lyrata is the source of this 1704-nucleotide messenger RNA. RefSeq names its product heterogeneous nuclear ribonucleoprotein A1, A2/B1 homolog. Gene Ontology annotation, molecular function: RNA binding. The record is from RefSeq and is a predicted model, not a curated record. The transcript has 6 exons. NCBI's taxonomy places the organism in Eukaryota, Viridiplantae, Streptophyta, Magnoliopsida, Brassicales, Brassicaceae. Bases 132 to 1397 code for a protein of 421 amino acids. Gene Ontology annotation, biological process: regulation of gene expression. Gene Ontology annotation, cellular component: nucleoplasm.
AUGUUCUCUUCUCCAAGGGUUUUAGGGCUUGCUUACUGCAUUACACGGCUUUUAGGCGGCUGCCGCUUCUCUUCUUCUUCUUCUUCGUUCUCGGAGGUUUUAGGGUUUCUUCUUCUUCUUUCUUCUUCGUUAUGGAUCCUUAUGGAACGGAAACAGUUAUCGAAGAUGAAAUCCACGAUGCUAAACCAUCCGAAGAUAUUGAAGACGAUGACGACAAAUCUCAGCCUCACUCUGGUGGUGGCGUCGAUAGUGCUGGAAAGAUAUUUGUUGGAGGUUUAGCCAGGGAGACAACUUCAGCUGAAUUCCUCAAGCAUUUUGGGAAAUAUGGAGAGAUCACUGAUUCUGUGAUUAUGAAGGAUAGGAAAACUGGACAGCCCCGAGGAUUUGGGUUUGUGACAUAUGCUGAUUCCUCUGUGGUCGACAAAGUUAUCCAAGACAAUCACAUUAUAAUUGGCAAGCAGGUUGAAAUUAAGCGGACGAUACCAAGAGGAUCCAUGAGCUCUAACGAUUUCAAAACUAAAAAGAUAUUUGUUGGUGGAAUUCCUGCUUCUGUAGAUGAUGAUGAGUUCAAGGAAUUCUUUAUGCAAUUUGGAGAGCUGAAGGAACAUCAGAUUAUGCGUGAUCACUCAACUGGAAGAUCACGUGGCUUUGGGUUUGUUACAUAUGAAAGUGAAGAUAUGGUUGAUCAUCUCUUGGCAAAAGGGAACAGAAUUGAGCUCUCAGGGACUCAGGUAGAGAUAAAGAAGGCGGAGCCAAAAAAACCAAACUCAGUUACAACCCCGUCAAAGCGGUUUGGUGAUUCUCGCUCUAACUUUGGUGGAGGUUAUGGAGAUGGUUAUGGAGAUGGUUAUGGAGAUGGUUAUGGUGGUCCAGGUGGUCCUUACAAAUCAGGUGGUGGCGGUUAUGGAGGUGGCCGGUCUGGUGGUUAUGGAGGGUACGGAGGAGAAUUCGGCGGGUAUGGUGGUGGUGGAUAUGGUGGUGGCGUGGGACCUUAUAGAGGAGAACCAGCACUUGGAUAUUCUGGUCGUUAUGGAGGAGGAGGCGGCGGUGGUUACAACAGAGGUGGUUAUGGCAUGGGAGGAGGCGGAGGGUACGGUGGUGGGCCGGGUGAUAUGUAUGGUGGGCCAUACGGUGAACCUGGAGGUGGUUACGGUGGACCAAGUGGCAGUUAUGGAGGUGGAUAUGGCAGUAGCGGCAUUGGUGGGUAUGGUGGUGCUGGUGGCGGAGGCUAUAGAGGAGGUGGUGGCUAUGAUAUGGGUGGAGUUGGAGGUGGAGGCGCAGGAGGAUACGGUGCUGGUGGUGGCGGAAACGGUGGAGGCUCAUUUUAUGGAGGAGGAGGAGGAAGUAGAGGUGGAUAUGGAGGCGGCAGUGGACGGUACCAUCCUUAUGGAAGGUAGAGAGUUCAAUAAAAGCUUGAAUCUUCUUCUUCUUACUUGUUGUGUCAUGCUUAGUUUCAUGUAUGGUUAUCAAGAUUGAUAGCUAGUCAUUGUAUUCUGAGAGAGGAGGCUUUUAGGGCUUUGAUUCCCCUGAGUAGUUUUAAUCAAUACAUUUUUAGAUAUAAUUAUCUCGGCGUUACAAUGCCAGAUUAUUAUUUUGCUUAGAAUUCUUGUGGCAACUUUAGAGUUAGCUUGUAUCAACGCUUUUGAGUUUUGACUCAAAUCUUAUUACUCUUGUCUUGUCUGUAUCAAAAUAUCCAUAUUUUUA